CUAAGUCUUACCCAGAAAGCUGCACAGCAAUAAAUCAUGGAAGUAGUGGUCUAUAUGUCAUAGAGCCCAUACAAGGGAAGCGGCUACUGGUACGUUGUGAAUUUGGUGAAGAUGGUGGAUGGACCGUCAUACAGAAAAACUGCAAAAAAAAACCAAAGAUUUGGGAUACCACAUGGGAGUGCUACAAGAAAGGUUUUGGAGACCCACAAAGUGACUAUUGGCUGGGUAAUGAAAAUAUUCACUUACUGAGCUUUCAAAAGUUGCACCACAUUCGGUUUCGACUGCGUCCUGCCCAUGGUACACAGCACAUAGCCAACUAUGAUUCCUUUGCUCUUGAGGGGGAACAAAGUUGCUAUCGAAUACGAUUGGGACGAUAUUCAGGCAAUGCUGGAGAUGCCAUGACAUCUGGACAGCCUAGUGCAGGACAUGAUAAUAUGAGGUUCUCUACCCGUGAUAGUGACAAUGAUUUAUCAGGGUCUAAUUGUGCAUACAUUGGUGGUGGGGGAUGGUGGUAUGACAACUGCAGGUUUGCCAAUCUUAAUACUGGCUCUAGCAUUUACUGGCAGCAGCUAUGCAAAGGAGACUGUCAGUCUAGUGAUAUACUUAUUCAGCCUGUUUAUAGUUGCCCAGAGGAUGGAGGGGGUGGAGGUGAUGGUGGUGGAGGUGAUGGUGGUGGAGGUGAUGGUGGCGGAGGAGACGGUGGCGGAGGAGACGGUGGCGGAGGAGACGGUGGCGGAGGAGACGGUGGCGGAGGAGACGGUGGCGGUGGAGACGGUGGUGGAGGAGAUGGAGGGGGCGGUGGUGGAGGGGAUGGUGGUGGAGGAGACGGAGGGGAUGGUGGUGGAGGAGGUGGAGGUGGUGGAGGGAAUGGGGGCACAACACCAAAUCCAUGUCAAUAUGACAAAUAA
This is a messenger RNA of Nanorana parkeri, 908 nucleotides long. Its product is annotated as fibrinogen-like protein 1-like protein. The transcript has a single exon. The annotation marks the transcript as partial. The record is from RefSeq and is a predicted model, not a curated record. Lineage: Eukaryota; Metazoa; Chordata; Amphibia; Anura; Dicroglossidae.